UGUCUCCUCAAAUUGCUGUCCUAAAACCCUAACUAAAUCUCCCAUUUUCCUUACAGUUCUCAACGACCAUGGGUAGCCAACAAGCUGUUUCAUUUCUCACAAACAUCGCUCGCGCCGCCUUCGGCCUCGGAGUCGGCGCGACGGUGCUCAACUCCUCGAUGUACACCGUUGACGGCGGCCAACGCGCCGUGCUUUUCGAUCGGUUCCGCGGAGUGAUCGACGAGACCGUCGGCGAGGGGACCCACUUUCUGGUGCCAUGGCUUCAGAAGCCUUUCAUCUUCGACAUUCGCACCAGGCCCCACACUUUCUCCUCUGUCUCAGGGACAAAGGAUUUGCAGAUGGUGAACCUCACUCUCCGGGUGCUCUCUCGCCCUCAGGUCGCUCGCCUCUCCGACAUUUUCAAAACCCUAGGUCUCGAGUACGACGAGAAGGUCCUCCCCUCGAUCGGCAACGAGGUUUUGAAGGCAGUGGUCGCGCAGUUCAAUGCGGACCAGCUGCUCACUGAGCGUCCCCAGGUCUCUGCUUUGGUUCGGGAGAGCUUGAUUCGCCGCGCCAAGGAUUUCAAUAUUGAACUGGAUGAUGUUGCGAUAACGCACUUGUCUUAUGGUCCGGAGUUCUCGAAGGCUGUGGAGCAGAAACAGGUGGCACAACAGGAAGCUGAGCGGUCUAAGUUCGUUGUGAUGAAGGCUGAGCAGGAGCGUAGGGCUGCUAUUGUUCGGGCAGAGGGAGAGAGCGAGUCUGCCAAGUUGAUUUCAGAUGCUACUGCGGCAGCUGGCAUGGGGUUAAUAGAGCUCAGGAGGAUCGAGGCCUCAAAGGAGAUCGCAGCCACCUUGGCCAAGACUCCUAAUAUUCAGUACUUGCCUAAAGGCAACAAUUUGCUCCUUGGGCUCAAUCGUUGAGCAGUGAGGGGACACCAGGACUGGCGGCUUAAUGUUUAGAGGGGUUCUAUUGCAGCUUGUUUGAGCCAUAGAGUACUUGGUAUAUCUCACUUAGAAUCUCUCCUAUCUUUUUCUUUGGUGGUGUUUUUGUAGUUUGGAUUAAUGAACAUUUUGUAUUAUUUGCAAAAUGAGAGCAUAAGGUGGUGGUUGAAACUGUUGUGACAAUGACUAUCAAAAAGUGAACACAAAUGAAAUCAUUUUAGUUCAGAAUGUUUUAAACUA
Ipomoea triloba (trilobed morning glory) is the source of this 1160-nucleotide messenger RNA. Its product is annotated as prohibitin-3, mitochondrial-like. Gene Ontology annotation, biological process: mitochondrion organization. NCBI's taxonomy places the organism in Eukaryota, Viridiplantae, Streptophyta, Magnoliopsida, Solanales, Convolvulaceae. The transcript has 2 exons. Gene Ontology annotation, cellular component: mitochondrion; membrane. The coding region runs from base 69 to 899 and encodes 276 amino acids. The record is from RefSeq and is a predicted model, not a curated record.